AUGAAUUAUUACAUCAUACGUUUGAUACUUCAAUGGACACCUUUUUACAGGUCUAUGAUCACCGUUUUCCCGCCAAGAAAAAACGGACAGGAAGAUUUUCUUCUAUGGAAUCCUCAGCUGCUUAGUUACGCUGGUUAUCUUCAACCAGAUGGCAGCACGAUCGGAGAUCCAGGUCAUGUCCAGUUCACUCGGGUGUGCCAGAGACUGGGAUGGAAGGGAAAAGGUGGACGGUUUGAUAUUUUGCCCUGGAUACUCUCGGCACCAGAAGAAAAGCCAAAGUUCUACGAUAUUCCAGACGAACUGGUACUGAGAGUCAAUCUAGAACACCCUCGUUUUGAGUGGUUUGCGGAGAUGGGAUUGGAAUGGUAUGCUGUUCCUGCUGUAGCAAACAUGCUAUUUGAUUGUGGGGGGAUGGAGUUUCCUGCUGCUCCUUUCAAUGGGUGGUACAUGGGCACCGAGAUUGGAGCCCGCGAUCUAUGUGACCCUCAACGCUAUAACAUCACUGAGGAAGUAGCCCUGAAGAUGGGACUAGACACAUCAAGUCCGGCAACUCUGUGGAAGGACCAAGCGUUGGUUGAAAUCAAUAUUGCUGUUUUACACAGCUAUCAGGUAACUAUUGUCCUUCUUCAUUAUGUCUAA
Limulus polyphemus (Atlantic horseshoe crab) is the source of this 639-nucleotide messenger RNA. RefSeq names its product nitric oxide synthase, inducible-like. The transcript is spliced from 3 exons. Bases 1 to 639 code for a protein of 212 amino acids. Gene Ontology annotation, molecular function: nitric-oxide synthase activity. Gene Ontology annotation, biological process: nitric oxide biosynthetic process. The record is from RefSeq and is a predicted model, not a curated record. NCBI's taxonomy places the organism in Eukaryota, Metazoa, Arthropoda, Merostomata, Xiphosura, Limulidae.